GUACCCCCAUCAAUGAUCUGGUCUCGGUCGCCGGAAAACUGGAAAAGAGUUCGAGCGAGAGCUCCGGGGAGUCGCGAGUUUGAGAGAGAGCUUCAUCGGUCGAGUUGUUGUUAGUUUUAGUUUUUUUUUUUUUUCAUUUCUUGACGCAAAUCCACCACAAACCGAUCGCGCGCAGUGCAAAGCACGAUCAGUGUUGUUUUGGUGGUUGUUGAGUUCGAAAGCUCUUGACCAGCGAGAGUGUUGUGUGGAAACGUAACCACUCGAUCUACGGAGUUUUGGGAAGUGGCGCGCGUACAGCGGAUCUGCGGUGUCCUCUGGGUUGUUUGCUGUGAGAAGAAUCCGGGAGACGUUCCAGGAAAUUCUCGGAAUAUUAAAAGCCACAAUCGAGUUAAACUUUGUGUGUGACGGGACGGGCUGGGAGCCCCAGCCGACGGAACAUCCUGAAGAAGGGUAGUGAUUAAGAAAUACCAGAAAGUGCGUGUCUGAAAGUCAGUGUGUGUGUGUGUCUCCAAGGAGGUUCAGCGAAAAACCGGAUUCCUGAGCCAUCGGGCAGAAGUUGAAAAGUUCAGCAACUUUCGAAAGUGACACCAAGCGUAAGGAGGCAAGGAUAUAUGCCUGCGUCGUAUGUAAUCAUUAUUGCAGAGUGAGAAGUUGAUAAGUGGUUUUCAGCGUUUUCAGUGAAAUUCAGUGCUAGAGUGAAAUUCGGAGAUUCAAGGAAGAAGAUCGAGCAGCAGUGACGGAAAUUUCAAACAAUUAUAGGUUCCAUUCGUCGUCUCGUGGUGAAAUAUGUGAAACAAACAAACAGUCGCGCAAUUAUCAGUUUAUAGAGAGGCACCAAUUGUGUAAACAAUCGUGAUGUGAACCGUGUGACAGUGAAGAGAGUGUGAUCGAGGAUCACGUGUCCUCCGAGCGAGAGAGAGAGAGUGUAUGCAACUGCGAAACUGACAACAAAUCCAUCAUUGAUGAGUAAUCAUCCCCGUGGGCGAAAUCUGCUCGGCGGCGAGCAGUAGUGGCAAAAGAAUACAGUAAUAUGGUGACGACAAUCAAGAUCACCUGCGACGGAGUGUUUAUCCAGUCCAAUUCCUACCUGACGAACGGCGGUGGGCUUCAUCAGCACAGCCGGCAGCAGUCAUCGUCAUCCGAGCCGGGUGGACACUCAUCCGGUAGCAAUAGUAGUUCGCUGUCCAGGGGUGGAUUCGGAGGGCCAGGAAGUGACAACGGGAGCACCACUAGCAGCAGUGGAGGCGGUGGUGAACACGAAGAUCAUCAAAUGAAUCGAGGAUUCACCCACGUCGGGAAAGUGGUGGAUCGGGACGGAAACAAUAACCGCGAUCUGGACCCUAGGGCGGUCCUCAGUGAUAGUAAUAAUAAUUUUCAAAAGAUUGCCAGAAGACGUUACCAAUCGGAAGAGGUACUCACUCGGUUGCAGAAGUUCAGCGGAAGUUCCGAUGGUUCGGACACGGUAGACGCUGCCGGUGGUCCCAUCUACUACAACAGUGGCACCGAAUCGGACGAUCAGUUUACGAUCUCGUUCCUGAACACCCGUGGCCACAACGGGAAGAGCCUUCUGAAUCAAAAGUUCAUCGUGUACAACAGCAAGAAACCAAAGCCUUCAAGUCUCCUUGCGCAAAACGGUUACCAUCCAAGCCAGUACCGGCAGUUCCUGAACGGUCGUCUCAAGCCGGCCUUCUCGACGUCGGUUCUCACGUCCCCGACGCUAAUCGCCAGUGCCAGUGGAAACUCCGGGCGCCCGGCCACGGCAACUCCACCACCUAACGGCCUAACGAUCGCCAAAUCGAAUUUGUACCUGCAGCGGACGGCAUCGCCGGCUCCUUCCUCGUCGGUGUCAUCGCUUUCGCCCUCGAGUGGGUUCGCAUCGGCUUCACCGACGCCACCGAGAUCGCUACCCACGGCAGCAGCAGCAGCGGCACUCGCCUCGCCAUCAAAUCUUGAUGUCGAUGUGAGGAGCGAGUCGCGUUUGGACCGCAGAGGCAUCGGAAGCCAUCAGCAGCAGCAGCAGCAGCAGCAACAGCAAGCCCUCUACCAGCAGCAGCAGUAUCAAAACACACUGUCGCGUCGGAAUUCCACCGGAAGCAGUGCGCUGAACGGCGGAAUGAACAGUCAUACGGCGGCCAUCAAUUUGCAAUCGUCGGGUCAAACAGCAGUCGUUGGUCAUCAUCGGGGUUUCUCGUCAACCGUCGUAGCCGCAGCCAACUCGGCCGCCUCGGGCGAUUGUCCAUGGUUCAUGCCGCAUCAGAUGCCACCGACGGCACCGGCGCGGCAGCACAAACGGCCUGCGCCCCAACCGGGUGGAGGUGUCCCCGGCGGUGGUGGCAUGGGACACGUGGGGAUGCAGCCACCACAGUUCAUUAAUCCACCACCGGCACCGCAGCAGCAAAGCCAACAACCGCCGCAGCAUUCGCCACAGCAGCACCAGCAGAUGGCACCACCGCAAUUACCUCCACACAGUGUUACUAGUAAUCAAAAUCUUAAUUCCAUCCACCUGCCGCCGGCUCAGCAACAACAACAGCAGCAGCAACAUCACCAGCAACCUCCACCAAUGCACUCCGGAGGAAUGGUCCCUCCGGUGCACCACAUACCAAAAUCUCCCAACCAGCACAGUAUGCUCGGGCCGUCCGGUCUCCAGCAGGCAGCACAGCAUCACCAGCCAACGGCCCAGCACGGUGCUCUGGGCAGCCAUCAGUCGAAUCUCAUGUCCACCUCGAUGAACAGUGCCCAGCUACAGAACCACAUUCUUACCAGUCAGCAGCAGCAGCAAUCGGUAGCUUCAUCAGUGGUGGCGGCAGUCGCUAUCCCACCCCAUCCCAGUCAACAACAACAACAACAACAACAGCAGCAGCCGCCGCAGGUGCCACCACCCCCGCAUGGGAUGUCCAAUUCGAUGCACAGCCAAAUUGGGUUGCCUCCACCGCCGUCGGUCGUCACCGGGGGAGGAGCAUUCGAUAGCAACGGAGUAAGUUGGGCCGGUGCCGGAGUUGCCACGGCGUCCCUCUCGCCCACGGCCGCAGCUGCCCAACGGAGGGCUGAGGUCAAUGCCAAACUGAACGCGAUGCCAUGGUUCCACGGUCGGAUAAAACGCGAGGAGGCGGAAAACCUGCUGAAGCCUCACGAGGACGGUCUGUUCCUGGUGCGCGAAUCGACCAACUUCCCCGGCGACUACACGCUGUGUGUCUGCUUCAACGAGAAGGUCGAACACUACCGGAUUAAGUACGCCGAGAACAAGCUAACGAUCGAUGACGACGAGUACUUUGACAAUCUCGGCCAACUGGUGGAGCACUACACCCUGGACUCGGACGGACUGUGCACGAAGCUGAUGAAGGCCCAACCGAAGGAGGAGUUUUGCGUCAAGGAUUUCCAGGACAACGGCUGGGAGAUCAAGAUGGAGGACCUGCAGCUGAAGGAGAACAUCGGCAAGGGUGAAUUUGGCGAUGUGAUGCUCGGCAUCCUCAAGGGCGAGAAGGUGGCCGUGAAGGUGUUGAAGGAUGCCGGUCGGGCGUCCAAUAAGUUCCUUGCCGAGGCGGGCGUGAUGACAACUCUCGAACAUGAAAAUCUCGUCAAAUUCAUCGGGCUGGUGUUCCACGAUAAGUACAUCUACCUGGUGACGGAGUUCAUGAGCAAAGGUUCCCUGGUAGACUACCUCCGGUCCCGGGGUAGACAGCACAUUACCCGAAGAGAUCAGAUCAAUUUUGCCUUCGACACCUGUUCGGGAAUGGAGUAUCUGGAAAUGAAGAAGGUCAUACAUCGGGAUUUGGCCGCCCGGAAUGUGCUGAUUUCGGAGGAGUGUGUCGCGAAGGUGUCCGACUUUGGACUGGCACGAGACGAGCGGUAUACGGCCGACAUCAGCAAGCUGCCCAUCAAAUGGACCGCUCCGGAGGCGCUGAAAGAGGGGAAAUUCUCCAACAAAACCGACAUGUGGAGCUUUGGAAUCCUACUGUGGGAGAUCUACUCGUUCGGCCGAGUACCCUACCCUAGAAUCCCCCUAGCGGACGUGGUCAAGCACGUCGGCAGCGGCUACAAGAUGGAAGCCCCCGAAGGCUGCCCACCGGAGAUCUACGAAAUGAUGCGCCAGGCGUGGGACCUGGUCCCCGAGAAGCGGCCCACCUUUGCCGAACUGAAACGACGGCUAGCCAUCUGCAAGCGGGAAACGGCCAACACCUACGUGGCGUAGAUAGCGGAACACCACAAGUAUUCGGUAAUCGGUAAUUCACACAAACCUAAACAAAAGCAAGAGUCUGAUAACCCUACAAACUGUUGCCCGCGCUACACAAGCAAGAUGCACGAACAGGACGCAUACAAAUGCCAUUUUUAGUAGGUAUACUUUUUUGCUUUCGGUAGCCGGAAGCGCAAGGGCGGCAGAUUAUACGGGGAGUUUGUGCUGUAGGAGUUAGGCGGGAAUUGUACAGAGAUGAAAGCUUUUUCCUUUCGUUUGUUCGUCCGCACUGCGUAAUUUUUUUUUGGUACGUCCAGCUAUUAUUAUUUGUUUUAUGAUUUAAAGAAACAAUAUUUCUGUUAUUCCUUAAUUAUUGGGAAAGAAAAGUUCACAUGUACAUAGCUAAGAAUCUUCUAAGCAGCUGAUGGCAGAACAUAGAGGAUAGCGAGGAAGUUAGGUGGUAAGCAUUAAAUUAUUAGCUCUACAAAGCGCGUUUCCGGAAAGGAGGAAAGGUUUUCCGAUCGUGGCAUAGACAUUUUGCGUUUUCGAAGUGUGGAUGGACGGUAUUUGUAAUUCUUUUUUUUUUUUAGCGAAAGGAGAAACAUUCAGUCAGUUCGGUUCAGAAUACAUUUGGCUGUAUCAUUUUUUGUAAUAGACCGUUUCUUUCAGUGUAAGUUUUGAGGUUAGAAUGUUUUCUUUUCUUUGUUCUUGGUCUGUUAACUAUUUAAGAUAAAGUCAAAUAUUUAUUUCACAAAAAUCUGGGUGGACAAGGGUUUUGCAUACCUAUAAAUAGAAGCACACGGGUGUAGGCACAAACGUAACAAAAUUGGGACAAUCAGCUCGAAAAUGUUAAACCACACGUUCAUCAACUAACGAAACAGUUUUUAGCUUUUUUUAAACAGGGUUUUGAAUUUACAACAACCGCUUUUUUUUUAGGUGAGCUUGUUCCCACGAUGGAAGGCAGCGUACGUGUAAAAGAGGAUAAUGACUUCAUAUUUUUUUUCACUAUGGACAUCUCAUCUACAUCUUUGUGCUUCGCCUUAAUUUUCACUGUCAGUUGUUAAUGUAGAGAUUUUUGGGAGAACUCGAUGCAGUUAUUUCUGAGCAAUACAAACAAAGGAAACUGAUUUGACGAGAUGAUUUAUGUUCUUGAUAGAAUGCCUGAAGAGUAUUUUUUUAUUCGGAGGGACUCAACAGAAUUUGAAUGAAGUCUCCAACGGCCGCUGAAGCGAGAUAUACACUGUUCAAGUGAGUUAUAAUUCGAUUCGCCUUCUAUCCUGAUGGCUAGCGUUCAAGUGACUUGAAAGCGAGUUGAAGAAGUUGGACAUCGUUCAACUUUCUGGACGUUCAAUACGCAGUUCAAGUAAAUUGAAGCCCGAAUUCAGUUGAAAAUUCGCGAUUGAAGUGAGUUGCUUCACUGUCGCUAUUCGCAUAAAAGUCCCAGGAAAAAUCCACAAGACAUGGGACUAUUAUGCGAAUAGUGGUUAGUAAGUUCAGUUCACCCCCGAUCUGAUGGUCGACGGUUGAAAGAUUAGAAAAAGUUGGACAUUUCCCAACACACUUAAAGGCUGUACUCGAACAAAGUAAGACACACAAAAAUGGUCACCAAAAAUUCAUUUUAAGUCGGAUUAUCUUCAAACUUUCAGGGAAUAACCUAUAACAUUAUGGUUAGGUUUCAUUGCUUCAUUGUUUUAUUGGAUCUCCGCUCUAUCCAGCAUUUUACGAGCGCUUAUGGCCGCCACAAUCUGGCUGAGUUUUUGGUAGGAAACAUAUGAUUUGACGUUUGGGUUGUGUCGUUUGAUGUGUAAACGUUCAAAUUUGAUCGUUUACACGUCAAACGACACAAGCCAAACUUCAAAUCUUAUGUUCCCUACCCAGAAACUCGGCCAGAUUGUGGCGGCCAUAAGCGAUCGUAAAAUACUGAAUAACCGAAUGCCCGCAACUUGCUCUUGACACCACUCAUAACCUUUUUGGGCAAUGGUGGGGUCGACUCCUUUUGAUACUUUUACCCACUUCAAAGCCAGCUCGUUCUCUAGCACCUUAGGUGUUUUACGAAGUCUGGCCUUUGGUACAAAACAACAUUGUUGUCUCUGUACCAGUCUAACACUGGCCGCGCGUAGUGGUAGGAUGCCAAAUCCGGCCAAACCAGCGUCUAGCUUCCGUGAGACCGCAGGAAGGGUAAGAGGCACUUCUGGAGGCACUCAUCCCGGUAGAUUUGCCCGUUGAUGGUACCCGUCGUAAUGUACGGCUGGCUCAUCUUGUCGCACCCACAGAUGGCCCGCCAAAGCAAGAAUUUUUUGGCGAAUUUGUGUACCUUCUUCUUAGUUACCUCCUCAUGAACGACUAACCGUGAUGUGGCAACGUAAAACUCCUGCCCGGCAACUGCUUUGUGUCCGCCUUGAUGUAAGUCUCGUCGUCCACCUCGACGCACCUCGCUCUCGUCAGCCACUCCCGGUACAGCUUCUUGGCACG
Molecule: messenger RNA, 6643 nt
Organism: Ochlerotatus camptorhynchus
Lineage: Eukaryota; Metazoa; Arthropoda; Insecta; Diptera; Culicidae
Gene: Csk
Product: C-terminal Src kinase
Exons: 10
Coding region: 1031-4189 (1052 amino acids)
Biological process (GO): protein phosphorylation
Molecular function (GO): ATP binding; non-membrane spanning protein tyrosine kinase activity
Source: RefSeq, a predicted model, not a curated record